Molecule: messenger RNA, 1849 nt
Organism: Hyaena hyaena (striped hyena)
Lineage: Eukaryota; Metazoa; Chordata; Mammalia; Carnivora; Hyaenidae
Gene: BLNK
Product: B cell linker
Exons: 18
Coding region: 147-1577 (476 amino acids)
Biological process (GO): intracellular signal transduction; cell surface receptor protein tyrosine kinase signaling pathway
Cellular component (GO): cytoplasm
Source: RefSeq, a predicted model, not a curated record
UGCCAGCAACCUGCACUCUCGGAAAUCAGACUCAAGUGACUGGGACCCUUGAGAUCAAAGGCUUACCAUGCUACUCCCUAGGAGGGCCAGGGACUGCUGACCUUACCGCUGACAGUUAUUCGUGGCUCUUAUAAUUAACAAAAAGAAUGGACAAGCUUAAUAAAAUAACUGUCCCUGCCAGUCAGAAGUUGAGGCAACUUCAAAAGAUGGUCCAUGACAUCAAGAACAAUGAAGGUGGAAUAAUGAACAAGAUCAAAAAGCUCAAAGUCAAAGCACCUCCAAGUGUUCCUCAAAGGGACUAUGCCUCAGAGAACCUUGCUGACGAAGAGGAGCAGUGGUCAGAUGACUUUACACACAGAGUUUCAGCCACCCUUCCUGUUAAAUGGUCCACAUGCUCCCCCAGGAUAGUGGUUCAGGACAGCGACUAUGAACACCCGGACGAGCACUCGGACUCAGAGAUGUACGUGCUCCCCGCAGAAGAGACCGGGGACGACAGUUACGAGCCGCCGCCCGCGGAGCAGGAGACGAGAACCGUUCACCCAGCCCUGCCCUUCGCCAGGGGCGAGUACGUAGACAAUCGAUCAAGCCAGAGGCAAACUCCGCCCUUCAGCAAGACACUUCCCAGUAAGCCCGACUGGCCUCCUUCGGCAAAGGCAAGGCUAACCUCCACUCUGCCGGCCCUGACUUCUCUUCAGAAACCUCAAGUCCCACCCAAACCCAAAGACCUUGAGGAUGAGGUUGAUUAUGUGGUCCCUCUGGAGGAUGAAGACGAAAACUACAUUCAUCCCACAGAAAGCAGUUCACUCCCAGCUGAAAAAGCUCCCAUGGUGAAUAGAUCCACCAAGCCAAACAGCUCCUCGAAGCCAGCCUCUCCUCCUGGGACAGCUUCAGGUCGUAACAGUGGGGCCUGGGACACUAAGUCACCUUCUCCUGCUGCGCCGUGCCCAAUGCCCCGGGCCGGGAAAAAACCAGCUACACCACUGAAGACAACUCCACUUGCCCCUCAACAGAACGCUUCAACUGUUUGUGAAGAAAAACCCAUACCUGCUGAACGCCACCGAGCUUCUAGUCACAGACAAGAAAAUAUGCAGUCAUCGGUGUUUCCUCCUGCCCAGAAACAAAUCCAUCACAAACCUGUACCUCUGCCAAGAUUUCCAGAAGGGGGAAGCCCAGCUGUUGAUGGCCAAUUUUCAUCUAACCCCCAUUUGUCAGAACAGGAAGCUGACAUUCACUGCAAGCCAUGGUAUGCUGGUGCCUGCGAUCGAAAGUCUGCUGAAGAGGCUUUAUACAGAUCAAACAAGGAUGGAUCAUUUCUUAUUCGGAAAAGCUCUGGCCAUGAUUCCAAACAGCCAUAUACUCUAGUUGUAUUCUUUAAUAAACGAGUAUAUAAUAUCCCUGUGCGAUUUAUUGAAGCAACAAAGCAGUAUGCUUUGGGCAGGAAGAAAAAUGGUGAAGAGUACUUCGGAAGUGUUGCUGAAAUUAUCAAGAAUCAUCAACAUAGCCCGUUGGUUCUUAUCGACAGUCAGAAUAAUACAAAAGAUUCGACAAGACUGAAAUAUGCAGUUAAAGUUUCAUAAAUUUCUUGAAAACAAGGUCAACAUCAUUGCUUCAGACAUUUUCCUAUUUCUACUUUUGAAAAAAAGCCCCAGAACUUCAUUAUUUUGGAUUAUGAAUCAUCCAGUAAUAAGACAGAAGAUUGGAGGCAGCUAUUGAGGUGGUCAUCCAUUUCUUUAUAAGAAGCUCAUGCAGACUUGUUCUAUUGUCUGAUCCGAUGAACUGUGAAUAUUUGGUGAGGUUGCAUUAUCAUGCUAUUAAAAUUCUCCAAAUAAAUGUCUUUAUUUAAAAGAAA